UUAGGAAAGUGUAUAAUAUUUUAAAAAAAACUUACUACUUAUAUCUUGUAAAUGCAGUGAUUUUAUUUUUAUAAUAAAAAUCGAAGAAGGAGAGGGAAAAGUUAAAUAUUCUCUGGAUAGUUUUACCCUUAUAUAUCAAGUUUGCGGAUAUCCCCAUCCAAUUUACGAUGAGUGUCUUGUUGUUAAAGGCGUUUCAGCGGUUUCAAGGCUCUUUCAGGAAGCCGAUAGAGGAGGUGAUCUUCGAACCUUGUUAUUCGCUUUUAAAGAAUUCUCUGCGGUCACACGAGAUGAAAACUUCUCAAAGUGGUUAAGCUCUUUCAAUUCUCUGCUGGUCGUUUACCAGCAUCGACUUGCUUACGAGCUAUUACUUAGUUUAGAUUCGACGACUAGUGAAUAUCAAAAAGAUGCUUUACUAAAAGUUUCUGAAGAAUUGAUUUAUAGCGUUACUUAUUGGUACUCAGCUAGCAACGCUUCCCCGGAGGAUUUUAAAACUUUGGAAAAUCUUAAAAAUAAGAUUGCAAUCUCUUAUGAUAUAUACUACCAAGAAAAUGGAGAAAAGUCGAUUGAACUCGGAUGCGAACUGUUUUCUUUAUAUUAUGAGUUCGUUGAAUAUUAUAAAAAAGGCUCUUCCUCAAGUAACUCUUCGCUCUCUUCACAAAGUGUUAUGUUUACUGCGUCUGAAGAACUCGAUAAAACUGAAGCGUCUCGUAAAAUUGGUUUUGAUUCUCCUUAUAAAAAGUUCUCUUUUCAAAAGAAGUUAAACGGCUAUUUAGCUAAUUUAAAAGCUGACGAUUGCAGGGGUUUAGGUUCGGAAUCCGCUCUUUCUUCCCAAAAACUGAAAAAGAAACAUCGGAGAACGCAAAGCUCUCAAAGCUUCUUAUUUUCUGAAAAAUACUCGGAUUCUGUGGAAGAUAAAUCUGAGGCGACCACCAAGCUUCCUAAAACUGCACUACUUUUAUUUGAGCCAAUUGAUGUAGCAGUCUUCUGUUGUAUAAAAGAUUCAGAGUUACUUAGAAAAAUAAAGCCAGCUGAGUUCACGAAUUGUGCGUGGUCCAAGCCAACCAAAGACCUCCAUGCCAAAAAUAUUGUGAACAUGAUUAGUUCCUUGAAUGAGCAAGCCAAUAUUGUCGCAACGGAGGUCCUUUCCAACGGGACAGCCGGGGGAAGAGCUAAAGUCAUCGAGUAUUAUAUAAAGGUGGCUAAAGAACUCCUUACUUUGCAAAACUUUAACUCUCUCAAAGGGAUUCUCUCUGGCCUGCAAGGCCAACCCGUUUACAGACUUAGAAAGUCAUGGAGCGCAGUGUCUCCCAAGAAAAAAAAACUAUUUAAAGAGCUUUCGCGGUUAAUGGACACCGAGCUUAACUACAAGGAAUAUCGGGAUGUUUUAAAAUCUUCUGAGCCGCCGUGCAUUCCUUAUUUGGGAGUCUACUUAACGGACUUUACUUUUAUCUAUCAUGCUUUUGACCAUCCAUCAGAGUUGAGGCUGGAAGAGUUAAUAAAUGAUUUUCAGCACUUUCAAGAGACGGCGGUCUACCCUUUGAUCUUCAAGAAAAGUGUAGAGUUUUACUACAAGAACUUUUCUCCCCACGACGAUAAUGAAAACUACCGCCUAUCGCUUCUCCUUGAACAAAAAUAUAACAGCAACACUAUUGGGAGAGUACCAGCUUCUACUAAAGACACCACAAAAAAUAGCGAGUCAAGCGUAGAUCUCUAUAAAGAGAAAGAAAAGUUGUGUGCGCAGCUGGUCCGCUUGGCAAGGCGCCAAAAAGCCAACGCUGCAGAUUGGAUGGAAAUGCCCCCGGAGGUGGUCUCGGAUGCUUGGACCUUGGCGGGAAAACUUUAUUACUUGCAACAGCAAAUUGUUAAAUCACGCACGUUAAAGCUUUCAGUAAACGCCGAAUAAUAGACCCGUAGAAAUUGACCAAAAAAAUACCACCUUCUCAUAUUUAAUAAGGA
Messenger RNA from Zophobas morio, 1956 nucleotides. RefSeq names its product ras-specific guanine nucleotide-releasing factor RalGPS1-like. The record is from RefSeq and is a predicted model, not a curated record. Gene Ontology annotation, molecular function: guanyl-nucleotide exchange factor activity. Lineage: Eukaryota; Metazoa; Arthropoda; Insecta; Coleoptera; Tenebrionidae. The coding region runs from base 665 to 1903 and encodes 412 amino acids. Gene Ontology annotation, biological process: small GTPase-mediated signal transduction. The transcript is spliced from 21 exons.